Messenger RNA from Cladophialophora yegresii CBS 114405, 654 nucleotides. RefSeq names its product GTP-binding nuclear protein GSP1/Ran. Gene Ontology annotation, cellular component: cytoplasm; nucleus. The transcript has 4 exons. The coding region runs from base 1 to 654 and encodes 217 amino acids. Gene Ontology annotation, molecular function: GTP binding; GTPase activity. The record is from RefSeq and is a predicted model, not a curated record. Gene Ontology annotation, biological process: protein import into nucleus; ribosomal subunit export from nucleus. Lineage: Eukaryota; Fungi; Ascomycota; Eurotiomycetes; Chaetothyriales; Herpotrichiellaceae.
AUGGCGGAAGCUGCUGGAGGCGUUCCCACCUUCAAGCUCGUCUUGGUCGGUGACGGCGGGACUGGAAAGACUACUUUCGUCAAACGCCACUUGACAGGUGAAUUCGAGAAGAAGUACAUUGCUACGCUCGGUGUCGAAGUUCACCCUCUUGGCUUCUCAACCAACCUUGGUCAGAUCCAGUUCGAUGUCUGGGAUACCGCAGGUCAAGAGAAGUUCGGUGGUCUAAGAGAUGGUUACUACAUCAAUGGCCAGUGCGGUAUCAUCAUGUUCGACGUCACGUCCAGAAUCACAUACAAGAACGUCCCCAACUGGCACCGUGAUCUUGUACGUGUCUGCGAAAACAUCCCCAUCGUCCUCUGCGGCAACAAAGUCGACGUCAAGGAGCGCAAAGUCAAGGCCAAGACCAUUACCUUCCAUCGCAAGAAGAACCUCCAGUACUACGAUAUUUCCGCCAAGUCCAACUACAACUUCGAGAAGCCUUUUCUGUGGCUAGCACGAAAACUCGUUGGCAACCCUCAACUCGAAUUUGUCGCUGCUCCCGCCCUUGCCCCGCCUGAGGUUCAGAUUGACCAGGCACAGCUCGACCAGUACCACAAGGAGAUGACCGAGGCCGCAGCGAUGCCCCUGCCGGAUGAGGAAGAUCCUGAUUUGUAA